Molecule: messenger RNA, 1503 nt
Organism: Penaeus vannamei (Pacific white shrimp)
Lineage: Eukaryota; Metazoa; Arthropoda; Malacostraca; Decapoda; Penaeidae
Source: RefSeq, a predicted model, not a curated record
CAAGCGAGAAGGGAAAAGUUCGCGAAUUUAACGCUAAAAAACACGCUCACCCACGCUCCACCUUAUCAUGAUAUGCUAAUUGAACCCACUCUGAUGAAUCCCAGUGCAAUAAUUCUCCCACUGCAAUAGGAAACGAGAAUGGAAAGUGUCACGUUCACGGACAACGAGACCAAGUACUUUGGGGAUCUCUUUACUCACUUGGAUAGCGAAGGAUCAGGGAUUAUUCCGGUGAAUCAGGUCCACGAGUUCCUCAGGGCCUCCAAGCUCUCGCCCGAAGUCCUCAGCCAGGUAGCCAAGGCUGGUAUGGUAGAAGAGAGUUAUUUGUGGCUCUGAAGCUGGUUGCAGCUGCUCAGAGAGGUCUGCCCGUCAGAACAGAGUCCCUUGCCCUCGGUGUUGAUCUACCCCUGCCAAGAUUACACACCAACAACAACACGCAUUAUGAGAUGGUUGAUGGCGGCUACCGCAUGAUGGAGAGCGAGGACGGCGAGGGCGCGGACGAGCGCAUGAGCGACCCGUCCGGCCGCAUGGUGUCGCACUCGCCCUCCGUCUCGUCGCCGCGUCCGACUCGCCCGCCCACCAACAGCGUCCACGAGAAGAGCUGGGGCCAGACGCACGCCCACUGGCACGGCCUCAUAAAUGAUGAGCACCGGCAGUUAUUAGGUACAGAAGAAGACUCAUCCGAGCGUCACUCCUCUGAUGAUGAAGAUUACGAUGUGUGGACCAUAAACGAGGAGCAGCGACAGUAUUACACGGAACAGUUUCGAUCUAUGCAGUCUGAUCUCACAGCGCUGUUGUCUGGAACAGCUGCCAAAGAAUUUUUUGAGAAGUCAAAAUUACCAGUUAAUGAAUUAAGUAAAAUAUGGCAACUAGCAGAUGUCACAAGGGAUGGAGCACUCUCCUUAGAAGAGUUUUUCACUGCCAUGCACUUGGUGGUUUUACGAAGAAAUAAUAUAGAACUUCCAGAAUCUCUCCCACCUUCACUUUUUCCACAAAUGCAGCGGAAGAGCAGCAGUAGUGGUGUGGAAGGUGGAAAUUCUGGGGCGUCAGGAAACUCCUCUGUCGUUGCCCAUACUAUUGUUGCCGAUAUUGAAACAACUGCCAAAGCCACUCCAGAUCCACUCUCACCAUCCAGAAAUAAGGAGUGGACAAAGUUUGUAGAUUCUCCCACCAGCACUCUUUCGUCACCAGGUUUAAAACCUGUUAAUUUUGACUUCCAAAAGUCAGCUGUUGAACAGGACCCUAAAAUACUGCACCCUAAGGCUGUGAGAUUAACCCCAGAAUCAAAGAGACUAGAUGUAACCGAAGGUGACGGGCCAGCCUCCUUCAGCCCCGAUCCGGCCUUAACUUCUACGGAUAUUACUUCCACGAUGGCUGCUGGCGAGCUGCAACCCUCGCAACCUGCAGCUUCAUCUGCCCCAGGACCCACGCAGGCCAGCCCCAAGAAGAACCAGGAGGGCCAGGAGAUUAAACCUAUCCAGAGACCUUUACCAAGAAAGCCAGCAG